Sander lucioperca (pikeperch) is the source of this 3693-nucleotide messenger RNA. Its product is annotated as cullin-1. Gene Ontology annotation, molecular function: ubiquitin protein ligase binding. The record is from RefSeq and is a predicted model, not a curated record. The transcript has 22 exons. Gene Ontology annotation, biological process: SCF-dependent proteasomal ubiquitin-dependent protein catabolic process; protein ubiquitination. Gene Ontology annotation, cellular component: SCF ubiquitin ligase complex. Lineage: Eukaryota; Metazoa; Chordata; Actinopteri; Perciformes; Percidae. Bases 483 to 2813 code for a protein of 776 amino acids.
CACUUUUUGUUUUAACGUGCGUAUUUCCGACGGCGCCUGAAGGCAGCAUGAUUCGGUGGCUGCUGAGCUGAUCUUUGUGCGGUCGCAGUUAGCAACGGACAGCAAACACACACACACACAGAGGAGCGCGUGACGGCGGAGGAGGCAGCUUUUGGGCCCAAAAACUCACACAUACAACGAUUAUACAGUGACAACGACGGCCUUAAAAUGGUCAUCUGGUGAGGUGUACCAAAUCUUUUAGGUGGAGGAGUGGCUGACAGCGCCACCCAGGCGUGCAGAGUGGGACUGCAUCCCGUCUCACAAUCAACGACCAGCUUCCCGAAGCGCCGCUGCCGCUGCCCGAUGGACCGCGCACUCUGAGAGCAGAGCGAGCCGGGACAGAAACCAAGCGAGGAGAAAGGAGCCGGGGGGGAGAACGCCCACCGGAGCAGGAAAGGGAGGGCAUUGUUCGGCCGGGAGAGGAGAGGACACGGGGCGCCACGAUGUCGUCGAACAGGACCCAGAACCCCCACGGACUGAAACAGAUAGGCCUGGACCAGAUAUGGGACGACCUGCGGGCUGGCAUCCAGCAGGUGUACACACGGCAAAGCAUGGCCAAGUCGCGCUACAUGGAACUCUACACACAUGUAUAUAACUAUUGUACCAGCGUCCACCAGUCGAGCCAGGGCAGGGGCUCCGUGCCUCCAGCCAAGCCCUCCAAAAAGUCCACCACUCCAGGCGGGGCUCAGUUUGUAGGCCUGGAGCUCUACAAGCGACUCAAAGAGUUCCUGAAGAACUAUCUGACCAGCCUGCUCAAGGAUGGCGAGGAUCUGAUGGACGAGUGUGUGUUGAAGUUUUACACCCAGCAGUGGGAGGAUUACCGCUUCUCCAGUAAAGUCCUCAACGGGAUCUGCGCCUACCUCAACCGCCACUGGGUCAGACGAGAGUGUGACGAGGGACGCAAAGGAAUCUAUGAGAUCUACUCGCUGGCACUUGUGACCUGGAGGGAGUGUUUAUUCCGACCCCUCAACAAACAGGUAACAAACGCCGUGCUGAAGCUGAUAGAGCGAGAGAGGAAUGGGGAGACCAUUAACACCAGACUGAUCAGCGGUGUGGUCCAGUCCUAUGUUGAGCUGGGUCUGAACGAAGAGGACGCCUUCGCCAAAGGCCCCACGCUGUCUGUGUACAAAGAGUACUUUGAAUGUCAGUUCCUCACUGACACAGAGCGGUUCUACACACGCGAGAGCACAGAGUUCCUGCAGCAGAACCCCGUCACCGAGUACAUGAAGAAGGCGGAGGCUCGUCUGCUGGAGGAGCAGCGGCGUGUGCAGGUUUACCUCCAUGAAUCCACUCAGGACGAGCUGGCCAGGAAGUGUGAGCAGGUCCUCAUAGAGAAACACCUGGAGAUCUUCCACACCGAGUUUCAGAACCUCCUGGAUGCCGACAAGAAUGAAGACCUGGGCCGGAUGUACAACCUGGUGUCGCGGAUCACAGACGGUCUGGGCGAACUGAAGAAACUUCUAGAGACCCACAUCCACAACCAGGGCCUGGCCGCCAUCGAGAAGUGUGGAGAGGCCGCGCUCAACGACCCCAAAGUGUACGUCCAGACCACCCUGGACGUCCAUAAGAAGUACAACGCCUUGGUCAUGUCUGCCUUCAACAACGACGCCGGCUUCGUGGCAGCGCUCGAUAAGGCAUGUGGUCGGUUCAUCAACAACAACGCCGUCACCAGGAUGGCUCAGUCGUCCAGCAAAUCCCCCGAGCUUCUGGCCAGAUACUGCGAUUCUUUACUGAAGAAGAGCUCUAAAAACCCGGAGGAGGCAGAAUUGGAGGACACACUCAACCAAGUGAUGGUUGUGUUCAAAUACAUCGAGGACAAAGAUGUUUUCCAGAAGUUUUAUGCUAAGAUGCUGGCCAAACGUCUGGUCCACCAGAACAGCGCCAGCGACGACGCCGAGGCCAGCAUGAUCUCCAAACUCAAGCAAGCGUGCGGCUUUGAGUACACGUCCAAACUGCAGCGCAUGUUCCAGGACAUCGGAGUCAGUAAAGACCUGAACGAGCAGUUCAAGAAACACCUGACCAACUCCGAGCCUCUGGACUUGGACUUCAGUAUCCAGGUUCUCAGCUCUGGCUCUUGGCCUUUCCAGCAGUCCUGCACCUUCGCUCUGCCUUCUGAGCUGGAGCGAAGCUAUCAGCGCUUCACUGCGUUUUACGCCAGCAGACACAGCGGCAGGAAGCUGACUUGGCUCUAUCACCUAUCCAAAGGGGAGCUGGUCACCAACUGCUUCAAGAACAGGUACACACUGCAGGCCUCCACCUUCCAGAUGGCCAUCCUGCUGCAGUACAACACAGAGGACAGUUACACCGUCCAGCAGCUCACUGACAGCACACAGAUCAAAACUGACAUUCUGGUUCAGGUUCUGCAGAUUUUGUUAAAAUCGAAGCUACUGGUGAUGGAGGACGAGAACGCCAACGUGGACGAGGUGGAGUUCAAACCUGACACCGUCAUCAAGCUUUUCCUCGGAUACAAGAAUAAGAAACUGAGAGUGAACAUCAACGUCCCGAUGAAGACGGAGCAGAAACAGGAGCAGGAGACGACUCACAAGAACAUCGAGGAGGAUCGAAAGCUCCUCAUUCAGGCUGCCAUAGUGAGGAUCAUGAAGAUGAGGAAGGUCCUGAAGCACCAGCAGCUUCUGGCCGAAGUCCUGAACCAGCUGUCGUCCCGAUUCAAACCCAGAGUCCCCGUCAUCAAGAAAUGCAUCGACAUCCUGAUAGAGAAGGAGUACCUGGAGCGAGUGGACGGCGAGAAGGACACGUACAGCUACCUGGCCUGAACGCCGACCUCCCUCCCGCCCGCCGGCUCUCCUCAAUUUUAUUUGUUAUCUUCUUCAUUUUUUUUUUUUUUUUUUUUUUUUUUUUUUUUUUUUAAUUUUAUGUCUGAGUAAUAAAGUGAGGAACCCUCUGAGCGGCGGACUUGUUGUGAGUGUGUCACUGACCAUGUGACCGCCCUGAUAUGACAACCAACCACCAACCUGAAGGGGGAGGAGGGGAGUCAACUGUCUGCUCUCCCUUCAGUGAUGAAGGAACACCCCUCCUGUUGAGACUGGGAAACCCCGUCUACGCACUCGCCUGUCUCGUCCCAUCCAUAGGACUCAAACACACACACACACACACACACACACACACACACACACACACACACAGACACAGACACUUCCUCGUUGUCAUAUUGUAAAUAACAACCACAGACUCUAAGAGGAAAAAAAAACAAACCCUACUCCCUUCUUUACAUAGCGCAAACGUAAUGAAUUAGCCUUCAGCCAAUCAGGGGAGAGCCGCAUCCAAAGGUUUCUGCAUGCUACUGCCUACCUGCACCACAGUGACCAUGAAAAAGAUUAAAAAGUAAAAAUAAGUCGAGUCACUGGGCAGCCGACGCAGUCUACCGUACGAUGACACGAAAUCGACGCCGGUCCUGUAAUUAAAGUCUGCGACUGAACCGGAGGAGGAGGAAGAGGAGGAGGAUGAGGAAGAGGAGGAGGAGGUGGUGAGUUUAGAGCCGCUGUGAUGCUUCUUUAUCUGCUGAAGUUGUUUUGGUUUGAGGUCGGUUGGGUUCAUGCAGGAGGCCUGUUUCAUUACUGAACGGUGGACAUUUGUAUAGUGUGGUUCAUUUUCUAAAUGUGUGAUAAAUAAAAACAAGGAAAGAUUUCUCUAAAA